AUGCCUACAACAGAGAAUGAUAUGCCCUCUGAAAGCAUCCCCUUGGCUCUGCAAGGUUUGUUUUACAAGCUCCAGUACAGUGACACCAGUGUCGCAACAAAAGAGCUAACAAAAUCGUUUGGAUGGGAUACUUACGAUCCGUUCUUGCAGCAUGAUGUUCAAAAAUUAAAUAGAGUUCUUUGUGAAAAACUUGAAGACAAAAUGAAGGCAACUGUUGUUGAAGGAACUAUACAUAAAUUGUUUGAAGGGCGCCACAUGAACUAUAUCGAGUGCAUCAAUGUGUAUGCUUCAUUUUAUGAUCUUCAACUUGAUGUCAAAGGUUGUCCCGAUGUAUAUGCUUCAUUUGACAAGAAUGUUCGCAAUCUUUACACACUAUAUAGUGUUCUGGUUCACAGUGGUGGUGUGCACGGUGGACAUUACUAUGCUUUUAUCAGACCCACUCUCUCUGAUCAAUGGUACAAAUUCUAUGAUGAGAGGGUGACAAAAGAAGACCCUAAACUGGCAUCGGAGGAGCAAUAUGGUGGUGAGGAAGAGUUACCACAGACAAAUCCUGGAUUCAAUAACAGUCCUUUAAAAUUCACCAACUAUUCAAAUGCUUAUAUGCUGGUGUAUAUACGUGAAGUUAACAAGGAAAAAGUUGUAUGCAAUAUGGACGAGAAAGACAUUGUUGAGCAUUUAAGGGAGAGGUUAAAAAAAGAAUCAGGAAUCUAA
Messenger RNA from Vicia faba (fava bean), 711 nucleotides. Lineage: Eukaryota; Viridiplantae; Streptophyta; Magnoliopsida; Fabales; Fabaceae. The record is from the annotation of a GenBank genome assembly.